Molecule: messenger RNA, 3331 nt
Organism: Maniola jurtina (meadow brown)
Lineage: Eukaryota; Metazoa; Arthropoda; Insecta; Lepidoptera; Nymphalidae
Gene: mtg
Exons: 7
Coding region: 560-3136 (858 amino acids)
Cellular component (GO): extracellular region
Molecular function (GO): chitin binding
Source: RefSeq, a predicted model, not a curated record
GUAUCUGUCAAAACCUUAAACCCACGACUCAUGUCCAAAGCAACUGAUGUUGAUAUCUCAAUAAUGCAAGAGGCAAGAGUUCAAUGUUACUAACCUGCCGAUUUCCAAUUAAAGCUGUCACGCAGGUCCCCGUGUCCAAGCAUGCAUGCUAAACUUUAUAUAACCCAACCAAAAUGAAAAGACUGUUGAAAGUAAGGAACUUGAAAGGUGAUUGGCAGGGUUUUCAAUUCGGUCGCCUUAUAGCACCGUUUACAUCAGCAUCGCACUUGACUUGCCUGUAUAGAGCAGUAUGCGUUGGACUUUCGAAUGUAACUACCACGCGGGAAAAAUUAAUAUUGACGUUUCGAAAUUCCGGAAAACAUGCGAUGUUUUUCAAAAUUAUAAUACGAAAAUAAUGUUGAAAAAUUCAAUGGAUUCUUGUGUGUUAAUGUUCACGUGGAAAGAAUGAUUUGAAUUAUGCCGUUUUUUUUAUGUUUUAUAUGAAUUUUGGAUUUAAAGAAUCUAUAAGUUACGGGUAGUGAAUGUUUAGUGAUUUUAUGUGUAAGUGCAUUUUAUAAAAAUGAAGCAUUCACAUUUUUUUGGUGGAUUUUUGUUGGUAUUGGCUGUUUUAACAGAUAUCGUGCAGCCACUGUGUGUCCUUGAAUCAGAUUUCGGUUUCAAAAUCAACUGUGCCUUCAAAAAGUCUGGACUAUUCAGGGUACGGAAUCUCGGAGGCGUCAAAGCGCAUGCUAGUAUAGGUUUUAGUCUGGGAGACGAGCUGGGUUUCGAGCAGUCACUCACUAACCAGGACCCCAGCAGGCGGAGGUCCGUCAGCUUCAAGAAUGGAGCGCCCAAUGUUCUAGUCGACACCCCAAGCAGGCCGGCAGGGAAGCAGGAAAAACGCGCAAAGCAGAACAGAAUAAUGAUGAGGCCAAUGCCGAUGGCAUCUGGGGGCAAACCCAACCAGGCUGCGAUGGACAAGCUCUCCACUCUACACCGACGAGUUUCCUCCACGACGCAGCCUCUCGUACCCGGGCCCACUGUGGAGUCCCCCUACAAGUCACAACCCGUCGUUACCAUGGCGAAACCUAUGCCGAUGGGUGUACCACCUUUCAAACCUUUGCCUCCAAAGGAAGACACGCUGAAAGUUGUACCUCUUGCUUCAUCGAAAAAAGGCUCAAACUAUUCACCUCUUCAAGUUCCACUGUCGAAAGGCCCGGCGUUGGCUUAUCAAAGUGAGAAAUUUUACUUAACACCCGAUAACAUAUCCAAAAUGGUCUCUCGCUUGACAGCGUCUCAAUAUCAACCAGUCAGAGUAACACCAACACAGACAUAUACAAAAAUACCAUCGAGAACAACCGUGAACCCAUUUCUUCCCAUGCCACCAUCAUCACAAGCUAUAUCUAUCAUACCUGCACCAAUUCUUAAACAAGCACUUCCAUCACAUACCUAUAAUUCAUAUAACACCUAUAACACUGUUUCUGUUCCGAAAACCAAUCCUCUUUCUAACUUUAUAGACCCCGUUCCUCAUCAAGUCCACGAUCUGGCGAACAACUACCCAGCCUACAACACAAAGAAGGUUGACGACUACAACAGUAUAAGCGGUUACAGCGACGAUGUAACUUUGAAGUUCACUAAAGAAGAUGUCAAUGCUAAGAUAGCUGAGAUUGCGAAAGCCGGGAACAUUUCUAUGGAAGCGGUGGAAGCGGCUAUAGCGUUACGACAGCAGCAGUUGCUGAGCAAGUACGCGAACAUACCGAUGCCGACGACUACAACCACGACUACGACUACCACGGAACAGCCUCUUGAAGUGUUUGAGCUUCAGCCUGAACCUGAGAUCAUAGUAGCACCAAUACCACAAAAACCAAAGAGAAACCCAACAUCAGGCAAGGUGAUGAACGCACCACGAGAGUACUACCCAGUUGGAUACGAGAAGAACUUUGAUGAUCAUUUCCAGUCCAAAGUCGACCUGCCUGACACCACCUUCCAUUGCGGCGAUCAGAAAUACUUCCCUGGACUCUAUGGAGAUGAGAAUCUUGGAUGUAUGGUGUUCCACGUAUGCGCCCUCACAGACGAUGGUCUGGUGAUGAAGUCCUUCCUCUGCCCCGAGUCCACACUCUUCGACCAGACCAUCCUCAAGUGCAACUGGUGGUUCUACGUUGACUGCAAGAACACUGUUAAACUCUACGACACCAACAUCCCCGUCUCCAAGAGCUACCAGCUCAUGAAAGCUCUGACCUUCUUCUCUUCUUACAAGAAGGAGAUGGAGGAAGGCCAAUCUCCGAACCCAGAGGAUAUGGAAGGCGUAAAAGAAGCUAUAACCAUACUAGAGAAUCAAGACUCUAAACCUGUUGCCAGUGAUGAUGUUCAAAUUGUGACUCCCCUACCCAUUAUUGACGAAAGACAUAGCAACAAAAAGGAUUAUUCUAAUGUUACGUCACCCAUUUAUAGAGGUAACAGAGAAUUCACUAAUUCGACUGAAAGAAGAAAUGUUAGAAGACCUGCCCGAAUUCAAGAAGCAGGAGAUAUUCAACUUGUUACAGUGAAUGCAGAUUUAAACUUUAAUACAACCAAAGAUACCUCCAAUAAAACAGCUACAACGACAUCUACAGGAAACUCGAGCGAUCGUAAACGAAGAAGAACACUUUCUCGAAAUAAAAACUUCAUUCACAGAUCAACUACGACUACCACUACGACUACUACAAUGAGUACUACUACACAGAAACCUGAAGAAGUAACGACAGCGCUUAAAGAACUAUUAAAACAAGAAAUACAGCCAAUGGAUAAUAUAACUACACCAGAAAUUAAACAAGAAAAACUAACCGACCAAAUUGAACAUUUGGAACAAAUAGAUCCUAAUAUACUUAAAGAAGCUGAAGUUACUGCUCCAGUCCGUAGAUUUUAUAGAUCUAGUGCAGAAUUAAAUAACGCAGAAGAAAAAGAGAUAACAGUGGUUAAUAAUGAAAAAGUACAGAUAGUAAGACCAACGCCAAUAUCCCAACUAGUUGGAGAGUAUCCAACUCCAAUAGCUGCUGCAGCUAAUUUAGAUGAAGCAGUUUUAGGUAAAUAUAGUCCAAGGUUCAAAAAAGAAGUCAUCGCGAUUGUGACACCCGAGAAACAUGAAACAUUGUUAAAUCCUUCAAGAAGUCGAACAUAGCCCAAAUAAAUCCUUAGUCAAUAACUUAAUUUUUAGUGUCAUAUAGACCUUGUUAACUUAUUUAUUUCUCAGAUACGUAAGCGUUGGCGAAUGUACUGUGGAUUACGUAUUUGCUCAAUUUUUACGUUAGUCUAAUCGAAGUGAUAUUACGGUGUAUGUUUUAAUAGUUGUUUAAAAUAAAAAAAUGUUUCCUGA